AUGGUGAUCUGCGUAUCCUCCUGCCCUCAGACAGCCACAGAUGGCACCUUCAAGCUACCAGAUGGGCCCAUGGGCAAGGACUUCGUGCGUCCCGCCUACCCGACAGCCAACAUCUAUGGCCAGCUGUGUUUACCUCUGGACCUGGAGCUUGCACGGCUCAUCAUCUCGGUGAAGAGUGUCCAGACUGAGAUGUACAAGGCCCUUGGAGUGAUCUUUACGUCCUCUGACGGUAUUCUGCUGGUUCUCUCCGUGCCCUUCGUCACUUCCGGCAUCUACUUGAUCGCUCUUUACUACAUCCCUACAGCUGCGACCACACUCGCGUUCUCUAUAACGGCUGUCACACUGGCUCUCGUGGGUGUGCUCAUGGACCUGGAUCUAAGCGUCAUGAAGGACAUCCCACUUUUCAAGGAGACCCAUCCAUUGAUGCUGAUGAUGCAGCCAUACUUCCGCACCUGCUGCUACUUGGGCAGUGGCCUGUUCUUCAUUGUCCUGGCCACGGCUAUCUCGGCCAUGGCAAGAGCGCAUGCCGUAUUCCGAGAAUGUGUGGCUGCGAUCUUUGACCCGAACGUCCUGGUCACUGUUUUCACGAGUAUGGGCCUCUCAGUCGUCCGCAUCGCCUUCAUCCUUCACGUUUGCAGGCAGCUGGCACUCCUCAUGAGCAUUGUGGAGCCAUACGAGGUGGAACUUCAACUCUUUGGGGAGGUUCAUUUCGUUCCGCGAACUGCAUGGUCCCCGUUCUUCCUGAAAGGCGUUUUCUUCUACGUCUUUGGAACCUUCUGGACUCUUGAGUUCCUGUCCUUCAGCAACAAGUACAUCACUGCGCAGAUCCUCUGCGCGAACUACUUCCACCUGAAGGCCCGAAACGUCCAGAUGCAGGCGGCCUACUGCGAAAUUGCGUGGGUUUGGGGUGUAGGGUUUAGGGAGGGUAGGGCAAGGGUUCUUUGGGCGUUACAUUGGUACUAA
Symbiodinium pilosum is the source of this 963-nucleotide messenger RNA. NCBI's taxonomy places the organism in Eukaryota, Dinophyceae, Suessiales, Symbiodiniaceae. The record is from the annotation of a GenBank genome assembly.